AUGCGUCUCGAAAAUCACACUCAUAUUCGCCAUAUUAUGCUCUACCACUACGAGAAAGGAUGGAGCGCAGCCCAGUCAUUUCGCGAUCUCAACGAACUUUUUGGCAAAGGAACAAUUACUGAUAGUGCAGUAUGGAAGUGGUUUAUUCGCUUUAAAUCAGGUGACACUAGUUUGGAAGAUAAAGAAGGAAGAGGUCGGCCAUCGGAUUUUGAUGAUCAAGCACUUCUGACAGUUGUUGUUUCUGUUAUUGGUUUAACGACGCAGAUGAAAGGCAACAAUGGAGAAUCCCUGACAAAAAUGGCAAGCGGCAAUUCAACAUCAACAGCGACGUCUAUCUGGCUCAGCUUGAUCGCCUUAACGCUGCAAUCGAGGCGAAAAGACCGCGCAAAAAAAAACCACAUCGUGUUCCAUCACGAUAACGCCUGUCCACAUGCUGAGCGCCGUGUAAUCGAAUCCAUCGCCAAUAAGGGAUGGGAUCUGCUCCCACAUCCGCCGUACUCACCGAUAGAAGUACCAACGGACUAUCAUGUCAAUCGCUCUUUGGAAAACUGGCAAACAAACAAAGUCUACGACGAAUUGAAUGGCUUGGUGGCUGAUGUCAAAGCGUGGAUUGCCUCCAAGAAUCGUGACUUCUUCGCACGUGGAAUCGACCGACUGCCAAGCAAAUGGGAAGCAGUUCUUGAAGUGGAUGGUGACUAUGCUCUCGAAUGA
Molecule: messenger RNA, 711 nt
Organism: Necator americanus (New World hookworm)
Lineage: Eukaryota; Metazoa; Nematoda; Chromadorea; Rhabditida; Ancylostomatidae
Exons: 1
Coding region: 1-711 (236 amino acids)
Molecular function (GO): nucleic acid binding
Source: RefSeq, a predicted model, not a curated record